Messenger RNA from Ambispora gerdemannii, 3528 nucleotides. Lineage: Eukaryota; Fungi; Glomeromycota; Glomeromycetes; Archaeosporales; Ambisporaceae. The record is from the annotation of a GenBank genome assembly.
AUGCCAAAAAACCUGGUGAAAAUCUGUAUAGCACUGUACGAUUACGAUGCAGCGACAGAGGACGAGCUUUCAUUCAAAGAAGACGACGUUCUAUAUAUUCUGGAAGACGAUGACAAAGAGUGGUGGAAGGCGAAGCUAAAAGUUUCGUUACAAGAUGGCGGUGGAAGUGACGAAGAUGGACCUAUUGGGCUUGUGCCGAGUAAUUAUGUUCAUGAGGCAGAAUAUGUUUCAGUAGCAAAAGCACUUUACAGCUACGAGGCACAAAACGACGAUGAAUUGUCGUUCGAAGCGGACGAUUUGUUAUAUAUAUAUGAAUCAGAUGAUAACGAUUGGCAUCUCGCAAAAUUCAACGACCAGUUCGGAUUAGUUCCGGCCAAUUAUCUCGAGGAGAGUUCAGUUGACGAUGUACAACAGGAAGGAGUAGGAACAGAAGACAAUGAAUUAGAGGGCGCGGCUGCGUCUGUUAAAUCCCAAAGUAAUCCUAAAGUAUCGGUAUUCCAGACAUUAUCGAGCGCCGCUGCAAAUGGUAAUAACAACUCGUAUUCCGAUCCGCUGAAACUAUAUGCUGCACGUCCAAAAGGUGCAUCUAGUGCUGCAAGUGAGACCAAAACGUGGUCAGUCUCGGCAGCCCCAGUCCAACAAUGGGACAUUGGUGACAUAACACACAUCAAAAACGACAAAAAACAUGUCCACAUAUCAUUCGGCGGCUCAAAACCUGCCACAUUUGAUUUUCACGCCGGGACAAAAACCGACGCCGAAGCGAUCUAUCAAAAAGCUAUGGAAUAUGCUGCAGUGGUUUUGGAAGUGCCAAAACGUGGCAUUAUUUUGUAUGAUUUUAAUGCACAGGGAGAUGAUGAACUUUCGGUGGUGGAGGGUGACGAGGUGUGGAUUGUUGAUGAUAUUAGUAGUGAGGAGUGGUGGAAAUGUCGAAAAGAUGAUAAAGAGGGGGUUGUGCCUGCUUCGUAUGUCGAUAUAAAGACUGAAGAAGAAGAAGCUGUCAAUGAAGAAGCCGAAGCAGCCGCUGAACGGCAAAGACUCGAAGAGGAAGAGCGUAUACAACAAGAAGAACUACGUCGUGAGGAAGAACGUCGUCAACGCGAAGAAAGAGAAAAACGGCGACGCGAAGCGGCAGAACAGAAACAACGCGAAAAAGAAAAACAGAGGCAGGCUGCUGCUUCUGCACCUCCGCUGCCACCACCUGUUUUACCAAAUCGUCCUCCUAUACGAUCGAAGGCUUCUUCUAAUGAAGACGCUAUAAAAAAAAUACAAACUCCCACAAACCGUCAACUUCCAGACAGACCAAACCAAGCACAAUCAAAAUCAAAACCAAUGCCAUCCAACACCAGAACAUGGACCGAUCGAACCGGUUCGUUCAAAGUUGAAGCCCAAUUUCUUCAAUACAUCGACGGAAAAGUCCACCUCCACAAACUAAACGGCGUAAAAAUUGCAGUCGCGGUCGAUAAAAUGACUGCUAUUGUGGCCGCCAAAUCAUCUAAAACUCAUCGAAGAGAUUACGACUGGUUUGACUUUUUUUUGAAAGCCGGUAUUGGACACGAGGAAGCGUAUAAAUACGCAACAUCGUUUCUUGCCGAGAAGAUGGAUGAUACUUCGAUUCCCGAUUUGAGUCGGGAUUUGAUGAAGGAACUUGGUGUUAAAGAAGGAGAUAUUAUUAGGAUUAAGAAAUAUCUUGAGCAGAAACCGCAGAUUACUUCGUCGUCGUCUUCUCAGGCUCCGAAGCAGAAGAAAAGCGUGAGUUUUGGUGGUGCUAACGUUAUCAGUGAAGAUCAAGAAUCUUCUGAUAAACGAAUGGCUCUUAGGAUGCAAUCGGAAGAAUUAAAAAAGGGAAGUACAGUUACCGAAUAUGACCGAAAGAUGCAAGAGAAACGUGAUCAACAACUAGCAAUCGAGCUACAAGAAGAGGAGAACAAAAUAGCACAACGAGAAGGCAGAUCGAUUCCUAAAGCAGCUGACAUAUACGGAAAUUUAGGAUCAAUAAUUAAAAAAGAAGAGAAAAAGCCAUCGUCGACGACUCCCCCGUUACUUUUCUCGGGGACAAACGGAGUGCUUAAAAACAAUACAAAGAAGGCACGACCACAGCCAAGCAAGACUGCUCCAAUACAAAUUGAUGCUAAAUCGUUUGUUAGUGAGAAGUCACAAAUUGAUGAAGCAUUUAAAACCUCGAGCUCUUCGUUUAAUGAAGAUAAAUUUGAGAAUGAUGCUUGGACUACGCCGAAUACGAAUAUUUCUACUCCUGCACUUGUGCCAACUUCUGUUGCUAAAACUAAUAAUAACGAUAAUAAGAUACCUGCACUCCCAACACCACCACCCGUUAUCAAUAAUACUGCUGCCGCCUCGAUUGUACCCACACCACCGCCUCCACCACCUGUUCAACCUCCAAUAAUAAAUUCUUCGCGUGUUAAACCAGUUGCACCUAAAUCUGCAGCUCAAUUUGAUACAAGCGCAUGGACCGGAAAUCAUAUUUCUCUUACUUCCUCGCCUACUCCUUCAGUUUUAUCAACAUCUGCUCCAUCAAUAAAUUCUAUUUCAUCAAAUUCGACUCUUGUCGCAACAAAUACACCACAACUUUUACAACAAUCGAAUUUACAGCAGGCACAACAAUUGCAACCACCGACAAUAUAUAAUCCUAUAAUAAAUCAGCAACCAUCAACAUCAUUACCACCACCAUCCCAACCUAUUAUCGUCGUUCCUACUAUUCAGACGCUUCCUCCGCCAUUAAUUCCGAUUUCCACGGGUGGUCGUUAUGUCGGAACCCAUAAUAAUGUAGUGUCCAAUAACACUUCUAAUCUAAAUAGUUUGAAUUUAAAUGUUGGAGCAUUUAAUGCCUUAAGUGGCGUUAACAGUGGAUUCAAUCAAUCUAAUAAUACUGGUUUAUUAGGUGCAAAUUCUUCUACAUGGACAAAUCAAAAUAUUUCGCCCAGUCAACUAUCAUCAACUUCUAGUGGCGGAUUCCCAUCUACUCAAUUCAAUUCCAACAAUUCCUUGACAUCUUUAAAUCACACCAAAUCAGCAACUCUGCUGACAUCACCAUAUACUCCUCCAUUGUCUCAACCACAAUUACCACAAUUUCAACAAUCACCACAAUUUCAACAAUCAUCUAUUCAAUUAUCGCAACAAUUAACGCAACAGCAAAACACCACAUCGAAAUAUGAGCCUCAAAAUGUAUUUGCGUCAAUGAAGUCGUCUGGUUUUGGAAGCAGUGCUUCUGGUAAAUAUGAUGCAUUGAAACAAGUAGAUGCACAAGCACCAACUGGUGGAUUUGGAUUUACAACAACUACCACCACUACUACCACCAGAAACUGGAAUCAAGUAAUUACCGCGCCCAAUAAUACUUUUAAUAAUGGAUUAUCAGGAAUCGGUGGUACUAGUGGUAGUCUAUUAAUGAUUGGUUCACUGAGUUGUGUAAGCAAUCCAAAUGAUUCAAGUAAUAAUAACAAACCAAGUAAUGACAGCAAACCAAGUGAUCCAAAUGAUAACAAUAAAGAAAAGUACUGGAGAUCAUUUGUGUAA